GCGCCCCGCGCAGGCCGGGAUUGCGGGGCCUCAGCCCCUCGCGGCCGCUUCCGGCCUUUGUGGGUCGCUCCCGGUACACUCAGGAAGAAACUUAUCAGGGGAGAUCGUACUUGAAGUACUGCUAAAAAUUGUGUGCAGCUAUGAUGGCAUCUGCUUGGGAUAUACAAGCCUACAAAGACCAGGACGAACUUUUGGAAGUAAAAAUAGAGGAGGAGGAAGAGAAGAAGAAGUUUACUGCCAGACAGGAUCAGAACCUGCAAAAAAACAACACCCAUAGCAGAGAGGUCUUCCGACAGUACUUCAGGCAAUUCUGCUACCAGGAGACAUCUGGACCCCGUGAGGCUUUAAGCCGACUUCGGGAACUUUGCCAUCAGUGGCUGAGGCCAGAGACUCACACCAAAGAACAAAUUCUGGAGCUACUGGUGCUGGAGCAGUUCCUGACUAUCCUGCCGGAGGAGCUCCAGGCCUGGGUGCAGGAUCAGCAUCCAGAAAGCGGGGAGGAGGUGGUGACUGUGCUGGAGGAUUUAGAGAGAGAGCUGGAUGAGACAGGCGAUGAGGUCUCAGUCCACACUGUGGAACAAGAAGUAUUCUUGCAGGAGACAGUACCGCUAGGAUCAGAACGAAAACCCAAUGUGUCUCUCCACUCCAUAGAAGCCCAGCUAAGGUGUGAAUCUCAGGAACUUCCAGUCCAACAGGAACAAGUUUCAGAUGUUGAGCCUGGAAAUGAGUACAGAAAUUUAAAUGUAAAGCAGGAAGUUUCUGAAGAAUUGGAACCAUAUGGAAAUACAUCUAACAGAUGUGAAAAUGACAUACCCCAGUCUGCUAGGUGUAGAGAAACUCACGAACCUGAGAAAAGAGUAGAAGAGUCUUCUGGAUACUCCAGGGAAGAUAAACCACCUACAUGUGCUGAAAAUGGAGCAAGUCUGACCGAUAACACAGACCAUGCUGAACACCAGAGAAUCUGUCCAGGAGAAAAAUCUUAUGAAUGUGAUGACUGUGGCAAAGUGUUUAGUCAACACUCACGCCUCCUAGAACAUCAGAGGAUCCAUACUGGAGACAGGCCUUACAAAUGUGAAGAUUGUGGAAAAGCUUUCCGUGGAAGAACUGUGCUUAUUCGACACAAAAUAAUACACACUGGGGAGAAACCAUAUAAAUGUAAUGAGUGUGGCAAAGCUUUUGGCCGCUGGUCAGCUCUUAAUCAACAUCAGAGACUUCAUACCGGAGAAAAACACUACCACUGUAAUGAAUGUGGCAAAGCCUUUAGUCAGAAAGCAGGCCUCUUUCACCAUCUCAAGAUCCACACGAGAGACAAACCUUAUCAGUGUACACAGUGUAAUAAAAGUUUUAGUCGGCGUUCUAUACUUACUCAACAUCAAGGAGUUCAUACUGGUGCCAAGCCCUAUGAGUGCAGUGAUUGUGGAAAAGCCUUUGUUUAUAACUCAUCCCUUGUUUCCCAUCAGGAAAUCCACCACAAAGAAAAGUGCUAUCAGUGUAAGGAAUGUGGAAAAUCCUUCAGUCAAAGUGGCCUUAUUCAGCAUCAGAGAAUUCAUACUGGAGAAAAACCCUACAAAUGUGAUGUGUGUGAAAAAGCCUUUAUUCAAAGGACAAGUCUUACAGAACAUCAGCGAAUUCACACUGGAGAGAGGCCCUAUAAAUGUGAUAAGUGUGGGAAGGCUUUUACUCAAAGAUCAGUUCUCACAGAACAUCAGAGAAUCCACACUGGAGAGAGGCCCUACAAGUGUGAUGAGUGUGGAAAUGCUUUCCGAGGAAUCACCAGCCUCAUUCAGCAUCAAAGAAUCCACACUGGGGAGAAACCUUACCAAUGUGAUGAGUGUGGAAAAGCCUUCAGACAGAGGAAGAAGACUAGCUACAAGGAAAUUCUUCUGAAAAAUCAGUGUGAACCCCAAGCUGGAGUGAAUCUUCUCCUGAGCUCUCUCAUUCCAGAAUGGCAGUCUUGUUGCAGGAAAGAUCUCUAAUACAGACUGAUGGCGAAAGAAGAGGCCUGUGCCUGGGACCAAGAAUCAAGCAGGCAAAGAAAUCACAGAUCUUUCCUCAAACUUUAAAUUGUUACUACCAAGAGAUAGAUACCUGGACCUCACGGGGCUGUCAGGAGACUCAGGGAGCUCUGUCCACAGUUCCUGAGACCCGAAAUACAUACUAAGGAGCAGAUGGUGAAACAGGUCCUGACCCCUGCUUAAGGGUAGGAUAUAAUAUCCAGAAUGUGGAGAGGAGGCAUGGAUUAUGCUGCAAAUGUUGAAGAGACAGCAUGAAUCAAAGAUAAGCCAGAGGUGGGAAGGGUUGGGAGAAUCAGUUAUAGCUUGACUAGUAAAAAGCUUUUGGGAAUAGCACAGAAAGCAACAAAACUGAACUUCAGGAUCCCCCAGAUGUUUCUGGAGCCAUAACCCAGCAUUUUCCUUUUUGACUUUAAUUCUCCUUGCUAUUUAGGUGCAUCUCUGGAAUCUUCUAUGUCUAUAUUGGGGAGCUUUUUUGUUUGUUUAGGCAUUUUUGCUGAGAGUUGAGCUUGAAAUUCAAUUUUACAAAACCAACUUCAUCCUGUUGCUCUUUAUGCCUCAGGCUAAAGGAUAGAACCA
Nycticebus coucang (slow loris) is the source of this 2591-nucleotide messenger RNA. RefSeq names its product zinc finger and SCAN domain containing 12 (gene ZSCAN12). The coding region runs from base 141 to 1976 and encodes 611 amino acids. The record is from RefSeq and is a predicted model, not a curated record. Gene Ontology annotation, biological process: regulation of cytokine production; regulation of immune system process; negative regulation of transcription by RNA polymerase II. The transcript is spliced from 5 exons. Lineage: Eukaryota; Metazoa; Chordata; Mammalia; Primates; Lorisidae.